ACAAGGUCCACGCUGGCACGUAUAAACCGGCCAACAAAUAUCCCCCUUCAGCCUCGUCACCGUGGCCAGCAGCCCGUAACAGCACCUGCAACACCCACUCCAACACCCCGGUGGCCCGGUAUUUCGGCGGAUGGCUCGACAGACCCUAUUCCUCGACCGAGUUCAUCGUCAGCCGACAACAGGGCCCGAUAUCAUCACAACGACUCCCCUUCCACCAUCCACGGUUCCGCCGCCGGAAACUGCGAGGAUGAGCAGGCCACACGUAACCUAGCAGAGUUCAUUGACCAAGAUGAAGUAAGAGUGGGCGAGAUCACUCGAGCCGCCCGCCUCUACUACAUCGGCACUGAGUUCUCCAACCUCAACUACCUAGUUCGCCAACGAGCUCGACAGCCGGACCAGAAUGUCGUGCACUUUGGAAGCCACCCGCUUGCUCGAAAGAUACCUUCAGUGCCGCAGGAAGCACUCCAGUUGCCCCCAAAGGCACUGGCCGAUGAGCUUGUCAGGGCCUACUUCACUCACGUGAAUAGGGGGUUCCCUGUUGUCGAUGAGGAAGAGUUCAUGGCAAGAUAUAAUGGAACAGACGCCUACAGGCAGAUCUCUCUGCCCUUGUUCCACGCCGUCUGUCUUGUUGGUGCACAUGUCCUGUCUUCCCAUCGCGAGGACGUCAAGGCCAUAAAGUUCGACUUUUUCCGGAGAGCAAAGCUGCUGUUCGAUUGUCGCUUUGAGCAGCAUCGCGAGUCCUAUCUUCAGGUUGCCCUUCUCCUAACAUGGCAGUGUGACAAUCUUGAAGACAUCGUCUCCAAUUCUUGGCAUUGGGUAGGUGUCGCUGCCCGAACGGCCAUGGGCCUGGGCAUGCACCGAGAUGCAGCUCCGUCCAGCCUCAACACCAUGGACAAGUCCCAGUGGGUUCGGCUCUGGUGGUCUGUCUUCCAGUUUGAUGUCAUGGUCUCAGCUUCCUAUGGCCGACCACAGGCAAUAAACCUCGACGAGUCCGAUGCGCCCAUGCUGCAUGAGAAGCACUUUGAUGGUAUCCCGUACGCAAACUGCGCAUUCGCGAUUCAACACACCCAGCUCUGCAUAAUCUUCUCCAAGGCCAUGAAGGGGCGAGUGGCAAUCCGAGCCUCGCCAGCUGAUCGAGCUCAAGUGACGAAGCAGGCCGAUGAAGAGUUGGCUCAGUUCAUAACCCAGCUGCCAGAGAGUCUUCGCUUGUCGCUUCCAGAGCCAGAUAUCUGGCAGGCAACCCUUCACCUCUCUUAUAAUAACUUUUUGAUCCUGCUGCAUCGGCCACCGCCUCGCCAAGAUCCAAAGCACUUCUCACCAGACACAGCUACCGAUAUGAGCAUCUGCGGUGACGCCGUUGCAGCUAUCAACUCGAUUUUUGAGUCGCUCCGCUCAAGAGACCUCUUGUGUGAUUUGUGGCUCCCAGCGGUUCAUGUGCUCUUCACGGCCUUGCUGCAUGUGGCCAGUGAACUCAACUCAGCCAAUCCUCUCGUAGCUGCAAAGUCGUUGCGCAUGUUUGAGUGCCUCGUAGUCACUCUGCGAGAGUUAUCGCGUCACUGGCUGUAUGCCGAGAGUCUGUUGCGCUUGUUCGAGGAACGAACCAUGUGGAACAGGCCAAGGGCCAAUCUUGACGGUUCUGCUGAGGCUUCAGUCGCAAGAGGGCUGCAGCGCUCAAACGAAGGUCCUCAAAACGACGGUCUAGAGCGCUUCUCCCUGCGCCCUGAUCCUCUCGCCACUUCCAGUGGCAUCCCCCAGAGCCUACCCCAUGGACAGGCCGGUCCACCAUAUGCUUUCAAUUAUGACUUUGGGGGCGCAAUGGCAGGACAAGGCGCAGGAAACACUUCCAGGGAUAUUGCGCAAGGGGGUAUCCCGUACAGUGACGGUUUCAUCGACAAUGGGAUGGAUAUGGCUGAGAGUGGCCAAGGUUUGGAUCUUCUACCUGUGCCUUCAGCACUGGAGUUUCUUCUUGCGGGUAUGGACGGUGAGUAUGACUUUUGA
This is a messenger RNA of Fusarium vanettenii 77-13-4, 1998 nucleotides long. RefSeq lists its product as uncharacterized. The annotation marks the transcript as partial. Gene Ontology annotation, biological process: DNA-templated transcription. NCBI's taxonomy places the organism in Eukaryota, Fungi, Ascomycota, Sordariomycetes, Hypocreales, Nectriaceae. The transcript has 3 exons. The record is from RefSeq and is a predicted model, not a curated record. Gene Ontology annotation, molecular function: zinc ion binding; DNA binding.